AUUUGAGGCAGUGAAUAAUCAUUUUUGGGGCAAAGUUAAAUGAGUUUUCUCUGUGAUAUAUUGAUUUUUGAGUAGCAUAAAAAAAUAACCUAGUGUUUUAAAAUUUCCAUGAUCUAAGUAUGAAAUCUCAUCACCGAAGAUAUUUCAUAUCCCGAAGUUUUAUCAUACAACACCGGGCCACGCAUGCGCAGUAGGGAGACAACGUUUUUUUCUGAGAGGCGGAAAAAAAAGUAGCGAUUAUCGCUAGUUUGGUUACAAAAGUAACGAAGAUACCGAUAUAUAUUUAAAUAAGUAGCGGAUGGUCGAUAAUCCGAUUUUGUUAUCAACGAUAAAGUAUCGCGAUAACUUAUCGCGAUAACGCCCAGCUGUGGAAAAGAACAUAAGAAGCCUGCAAGAUAUAGGUAAAAAGAUGACACAGAAAAAGAGGAAACAGAUAAAAAAACAUGACACACGGAAAAGAUGAAAUAUAAAGACGGAAACAAAACACAAGAGGGAAAAUGUAUAGAGAAAAACCUGACAUAGGGAGAAGAACACCGCCCCCAAGCCAGCGCCGCGGCCACCCCUCCGGACGCGGCACAAUCAGCUGUUUGACAGGAGAGAGCAAACAGACGGUAUUUUUCUAACAUUUUUGCACAUUUCCGGUGUUGAUCGCCUCGCCAUGGCUCUCCGCUGAGGCCUGCCAGUCUGCCAUGGAGGGAGUGGAGCGCUUCUCCCUGUUGUUACUUGAGGCCGGAGAGAUCUACUUUGAGGACUAUGCAGCCGUCUAUAUCCUGCCGAAGGAGAGACCGGCAGCGGCGGCGGCGGGGAACGAGGAAAGCUGGGAGGACAAGUUUGAGGAGGGGAUCAUCAGGGGCCGCCUCAAGGUGUGCUCCAAGUCGCUGGUGUUUGACCCCCGGGACCUCCGCGCCCCCAUCAUCAAGUUCCCGUACCGAGGGCUGGAGGCCGUGGAGGAGUCGGUGACGUCCCACAGCAACGACUUCAUGCAAAAUGGUGAGGAGGUUGUGAAGGUGGUGGAAGCGCGCAGCAGCCUGACCGUGGAGAUGCUGGAGAAGGGCAUCUUGCAGCCGUACAAGUUCUGCAGGGAGGCUCGCACCCACCAGUUCCAGUUGGUGUACGUUGAGGUUAGCGCUGUGCUGCCCCAGAUAUCCCAGCUGCACCGCGCCUCAACGCUGCCGCCCAACGACCAGAAUACCAUGGUCCAGGCAAUCGUGCGGUCCAGGCAGCAGCGGAAGAGGUUCGACCGAGCACUUCUGACGGACAUCUCGGAGCAUGAGGUGUACGAAGGGUUGGCCAGCAAGGUGACGCCGCUGGUGACCAACCCUGGGACUGUGCUGGUGACCGACGCCAUGCUCUACUUCCAGCCACACAACAACGCCGAGAAGCAUCCAGUAAUUAGGAUCGGCCUGCCGGAGAUUCAGCAGGUGAUCAAACGCCGCUACCUGCUGAGACAAGUGGGCCUGGAGGUGUUCUGCCGGGAGCACUGCAUGGUGAAGCAUCUGUUCCUGGUGUUCAAGAAGUGCGAGGAGCGCGACCUCUUGCAUGACCUGCUUGUGAGUGACCCCACCGUGAGCCUCGACCAGCAGGCCCAGGACAACAUGACCUUCCAGUGGCAGGCCGGAGCCGUGUCCAACUAUGACUACCUCUCCUACCUCAACAGCCAGGCCGACCGCAGCGAGAAUGACCUGACCCAGUACCCGGUGUUCCCCUGGGUGCUGGCUGACUAUGUGAGCGGUGACCUUGACCUCAGCGACCCAGGGGUGUACCGCGACCUGACCAAGCCUGUGGGGGCGCUGAACGAGGAGCGGCUGACCCGACUCAAGGAGCGUUGCCAGGACAUGCCUGAGCCGCGGUUCCUGUAUGGCUCGCACUACUCCACACCGGGCUUUGUGCUCUACUACCUGGUCCGCCAGCACCCCCAGUACAUGCUGUGCCUUCAGAACGGACGCUUUGACCACCCCGACAGAAUGUUCAACAGCCUGCAGGAGACUUGGAACAACGUCACCACCAACCCCUCGGACUUCAAGGAGCUCAUCCCCGAGUUCUACAACCCCGACGCACCGCCGCACUUCCUCACCAACGGCCUCAGGAUCAACUUUGGGGUGCGGCAGAACGGGAAGCCGGUGGGCGACGUGGAGCUUCCCCCCUGGGCUGACGGAGACCCGGCGAGAGUGACGAGGGUGCUCCGCGAGGCGCUGGAGAGUGAGGUGGUGUCGUCGCGGCUGCACCACUGGGUCGACCUGGUGUUUGGGUGCAAGCAGCGCGGGGACGAGGCGGAGAAGGCGGACAAUGUCUUCUACCACCUUUGCUACGAGGGGGCCAUCGACCUAGGGGCCAUCACAGACCUCAACGAGCGACUGGCGGCCGAGGUUCAGAUCACGGAGUUCGGCCAGGUCCCCAAACAGCUGUUCCACCGCCCCCACCCUGCACGCACCCGCUCCUACGGCCUCUACCCCCCCGCGGCUCUCUCCCAGGGCUGCGGCGACUCUCCCCCUGAGCCCCCUGUGGACUGUGAGGAAGAGGGUGCCAAGGGAGUGCUGGGGGGCCUGUGGGGGUGGGCGGCAGAGCUGGCACGGCUGGGGGAGGUGAGGGCCCACAGGGAGAGUGUGAUGGGCGUGGCGUUCACCAGCGACAGCCUGACGGUCAUGAGUGUGGGGAGAGACACACUCGCCAAGCUGCACAGUCUGCCCUCUCUCAAGCAGGUCCGCAGCGUGAGGGUGGGGCCCAUGGCUGCGUCCUGCUGCCAGCACGUCCCCGGCACCAAGACUGUGCUCAUCGGCUCCUGGGACAACAACGUCUCCCUCCCCCCAACAGGUUCUCUGGACUGCACAGUGCGCGUCUGGUCCCUGGAAGUCAGCCGCUCCAGCGAGAGUGUGAUGGGCAGCAUAUCCGCCGGGCACAACAUCCUGCAGGAGAUGGACCACGACUCCCCGGUGCUCUGCCUGGCCCUGCACCCCUCCGCCCCACUCCUGGCAGCGGGCACGGAGGAGGGCUGCGUCGUGCUGUGGAGUGUGACCAGCGGGGAGUGCCUACAUGUCCUGCAGUGUCACGAGGGGAGAGUGUGGGCGGUGGCGUGGGCAGCGGCAGCAUCUGAGGUGGCGGCUGAAGAUGCUGAGCGGCGGCUGUUGACGGCUGGGGAGGACGGGCAGCUGACCAUUGUGGCGGCUGAGCAGGGCAGCCGCCUAUGUGUGCACAGCUUGGACCAGCCUGUCAGGUGUGUGGCGUGGGACGGGCAGCGGCUGGUGGUGUGUGGCGGGGGCGGGGGGCAGCUGCUGCUCUUUGACAUGGGGGCUGGCAAGCUGCUGGCCACGUGGGCGGCGCAUGAAGGUCCGGUGGUCAGCGUCGCCGUGAGUCCUGACCUGCAGCACAUAGUCACUGGCGGCGAGGAUCGGAGACUCAUGCUGUGGGGUCAGGCCUCGCGCUGACCCCACGCCGACCCCACACCACCGCUGCCUGAAUGAGCCUUGACCUCCGACCUUCGACCCUGGACCGUGGCAUCCCCUCCCCUCCCCCUCCCUUCUCCCCAAGGUUAGGUUAGGUUAGGUUAGUUGAGGUUGAUCUGAGCUUUAGUGGAGGUUUGAUUUGAGUUGACCUCCGACCUUGUGAUAUUCCUGACCUCCUGUAUCUUGUUUUCCUUCUAUUUUUCUUUUUAUUCUUUUCCUUUCUUGUUUUUUUUCUGUAUUGUUCAUUUUUUCUGUUUCUUUCAUUCUCACUUUUUUUUUAAUCGAUUUCCUAUUGUAUGUUUUUUUUCUAUCUUUCAAUCUUCAUUUAUCAAUAUUUCUAUCUUUUCUUUUCUUUUCAUAUUUUUUUCUAUUGUUUUCUUUCUCAUCUUUUCCCUUUUUGUAUUUUUCGUGAUCUUUUCCUGUCUUGUUUUCCUUCUGUCUUUCAUUCUUUAUUUUUUGUUUGUUUUUCUCUGCCUCUCAUUUUCUUUCCUUGGUGGUGACUUUUUUUCCAGUCUUCAUUUUUUGCCUUUAUUUCAUUCUUCCACAUUCCUUCCUGCGUUUCUUCUUCCUUCCUUCCCUUCUUCAUUUAUAUCUUCCUUCCUUAUUUGCUUUUUCUUCCUUCCCAUCCCUUUCCUUCUCUUCCCUUUCCUUUCCUUCCCUUUCCUUUCUUUCCUUCCUUUCCUUUUCCUUCCCUUCCCUUCCCAUCCCUUCCCUUCCUUCCCUCCUACCUUCCUUCCUUCUUUCUCCUCUUCCUUCCUUCCUUCCCUUCCCUUCCCUUCCCUCUCCUUCCUUCCCUUUCCUUCCCUCUCCUUCCAUCCCUCCUAUCUUCCUUCAUUCUUUCUCUUCUUCCUUCCUUCCUACCUUCCCUUCCCUCUCCUUCCUUCCCUCCUAUCUUCCUUCAUUCUUUCUCUUCUUCCUUCCUUCCUACCUUCCCUUCCCUUCCCUUCCUUCCUUUCUUACUUCUUUUCUCCCUUCCUAUUUUUCUUCCAUCCUUCCUUCCUUCCUUCCUUCCCUCUCCUUGGUUGUGUCACAGUUAUUUUCAUUAUUAUUACUAUCAUCAUCCUUAUUACUGUCAUUUUAGUAUUGCAUCACCUUAUUUAUAUUUCCCUCCUAGAUGUGACAUUUUCUUUGGUUAGAUUAUGCAUGCCAGUAUAUUAUUAAGUAGAGUAUAUCAUUAUUAUUAUUACUGCUAUUACUCUUUUUUUAAUAUUUGAUUGCUUUCUGUACACUCAAGUAUGAUCUUAUGUUACACCUAGUUCCUUAUUGUCAGUAUGUAUGUGUGUAUGUAUAUCGCACAAUUUUUUAUUUUAUUUUUACGAUCAUUUUAUUUUGUAGUCGAUGUCUGCCCAGUAUUUAUUUCGACCACUUUCGUCCGGCCUUGUUUUACGUUACGCACCUUGUAUAAUAGUUCCUUAAGGCUCGUAUCCUCAGAUGCAUCGCCGCUCCCCUGUCACACACAAGUACUUCCUUAAGGCUCGUAUCCUUAGACGCAUCGCCGCUCCCCUGUCACACACAAGUACUUCCUUUAGGCUCGUAUCCUCUGACGCAUUGCCACUCUCCCACCCAUGACACACAAAUACCAGUUCCAUGGACCGCUGAGAAAAUCAUCCGGGUUUUGAUGAUUUGUUUCUGUCCAUGGCAUCACCAGGAUCACAAAACAGCCUGAGAAAAUCAUAAUAAUUUCCCCCAGAGAGCUUUUUUAUUAUGCAUCACAAAAUAGCUCGUCAAGAAGAUCCCAAUCAUUCCCCCAAAGAGCAUUUUUCACUGAUCCCAAAACAAAGAUUACCCGGGUUUUGAUGUUUUUGUUUCUGUCCAUGGUGACACCAGAAUCACAAAACAGCCUGAGAGAAUCAUGAUAGUUCCCCCCAGAGAGCUUUUUUAUCACGCAUCACAAAACAGCUCAUCAAAAAGAUCCCAAUCAUUCCCCUAAGAGGAUUUUUUUACUAAUUCCAAAACAAUGAUUAUCCGGGCUUUGAUGUUUUUGUUUCUGUUCACGGCGACACCAGGAUCACAAAACAGCCCAAGAGAAUCAUGAUAGUUCCCCCCAGAGAGCUUUUUUUAUCAUGCAUCACAAAACAGCUCGUCAAAAAGAUCCCAAUCAUUCCCCCAAGAGCAUUUUUUACUGAUCCCAAAACAAUGAUUAUCCGGGUUUUGAUGUUUUGUUUCUGUUCACGGCGUCACCAGGAUCACAAAACACCCCAAGAGGUUCAUGAUAAUUCCCCAGAGAGCUUUUUUAUCACGCAUCACAAAACAGCUCGUCAAAAAGGUCCCAAUCAUUCCCCCCAAGAGCAUUUUUCACUGAUCCCAAAACAAUGAUUAUCCGGGUUUUGAUGUUUUUGUUCCUGUCCGCGGCAUCACCAGGAUCACAAAACAGUCUGAGAGAAUCAUGAUAAUUCCCCCCAGAGAGCUUUUUUAUCAUGCAUCACAAAACAGCUCGUGAGAAAGAUCCCAAUCAUUCCCCCAAUAGCAUUUUUCACUGAUCCCAAAACAAUGAUUAUCCGGGUU
Eriocheir sinensis (Chinese mitten crab) is the source of this 5945-nucleotide messenger RNA. Its product is annotated as protein FAN-like. Bases 690 to 3422 code for a protein of 910 amino acids. The transcript has 21 exons. The record is from RefSeq and is a predicted model, not a curated record. Gene Ontology annotation, molecular function: protein binding. Lineage: Eukaryota; Metazoa; Arthropoda; Malacostraca; Decapoda; Varunidae.